Messenger RNA from Centruroides sculpturatus (bark scorpion), 1945 nucleotides. Its product is annotated as AN1-type zinc finger protein 1-like. The coding region runs from base 271 to 1002 and encodes 243 amino acids. Gene Ontology annotation, molecular function: zinc ion binding. Lineage: Eukaryota; Metazoa; Arthropoda; Arachnida; Scorpiones; Buthidae. The transcript has 7 exons. Gene Ontology annotation, cellular component: cytoplasm. The record is from RefSeq and is a predicted model, not a curated record.
AAUGAAUUAUAUAAUUUAAAAUAUUUUAUGGAAUUAAACAAGGAAUAUUUUUUUAUUUUUGACACUGAUCUGAGGGCACUAAGAGGGCCUUCUACAGCCAUGAUGUUGGCCAGAUAAUGGGGGAUGGAACCCCAAUAUAUUCAAGAACAGACUAAUCAUGAAAAACUAAUCAUACAGAUUGGUUACAUGAGACUACUGUUUCCUAGGAAAAAUCUCAUUGGGUAUGGAGUCAAUCCGUUCAAAAGUUAAGAUAUCAUACAUGGAUCCAAUAUGAUUUUCUUCCAUUUACAUGUGAAUACUGCAAAGAAAUUUAUUGAUCACCAAUAUCCAUCCAAUCAUGAAUGCAAGUCAUUUCAGGAUAAAUUUGACUCUCAAGCAAAAAAUAAAUGCAAAUCAGAACCAUCUUACACGUGUAGUCUUCAAGACUGUGAUCAGACAACUUUGGUGCCAGUAAUAUGUGAUCAUUGUAAACAUAUAUUUUGUCUUCAACACAGACAUCAAGUUGAUCACAAAUGUGAGAAGCUUAAACAAGCAGUUUGUGAUAAACAAUCAAAGCCAGUGAAGUUAUUAGCUGAAGUAAAACCAGUUCAAGUGCCGACACAAUUCAAAAGUGAGAAGUCGAGAAAGACCGCAGCAAAAAUUCAGUUAAUGAAGAUGAAACUGAAUGCUUUCGGAAAUAACAACUUGCCCCUUUCAGAACGAGCCUAUUUCAAAAUUCAUUUUCCAAAGAAGUAUAACUCUACAGAAAAAGAUUAUUUUUUUAAUAAGUGUUGGUCAGUUGGAAAGAUUAUAGAUACUAUAGCAGAAUUAGAAAAUUUUAAAAAUGAAAAUGAUACAGCAACAAAUGAGAAGUUACUGCUGUUUGAUUACACUAGUGGAAAACAAUUAAGGACAGGAGAUAUAAUAGAAGACUUAUUAAAAAAAGAUUCUUUAAUUUCAGGACAAUCAUUAGUUCUAGAAUAUAAAUCACCAGAAUCAUCAGAACUGCAGAUUUUGGAUUGAUGGUGAUAUAAUUUAAAAUUAUAGAUAUAUUUAUUAAUAAAGAAAUAAGUAAUUUUUAUAUCUGACCUUACCAUUACAAUCAACGGCAACUUAUAAUAUUGAGCAAGUGUUUAUUUUUGAUAUUUGUUUAAAAUUAAUGUAUAAAUCUUUGUGGUUUUAAUACCAAAAAUUUGGUUUGUUUCAAUAGUUGUAAUAAAAAUAUUAAAUAAUAUAAGUAUAAUGGUUAUAAAACUCUUUUCAAGCUAGUUAGAAGUUAUCUUAUGCUUAUCUCCAUUCUCCAUACAAAUUAAAACUUUUCCUUUCUUCUUCUGAACAUGUUGAUGGUUAAGUCAUAAAUAGUUACUAGAGAAUGCUUUAAAAUCCUGUCAACCGUUCUAAGAUAGAACAGAGAAUUUUUUUGCAAUGUUCCAAAAUGAAUUCUAAUAUGUUAUUAAUUGUGGUCUUUGAGAUAGUCAUAGUAUUGAUAUAUUGGCUCUACCUCCAAAUAUCUGCUGAAUUUGUCCAAUUAGAGAAUAUCUCAAAAGGCACAGUCAUACACACAGUGAUCUCAUGCCACUCUGCAGGUACUAUUACUAGACUCAAUAUUGUGUUAAGUUUUUUAAACAGUAAUUAUUUUAUAAUGGAUUGUGUGCUAUAUAAUACAACUAAUAAAUGCUAAUGUUAUUUUUAUAUUGUUUUAUAACUGAAAUCUUUGUUUUUACAUAAUCAUUGAUAAUUGUAAAUUAUGUUUGUCUAAUAAUUUUUUAUUUGGCAUACAUAAGAAAACAAAUAAGCAUUUGGUUUUAUCAUCAGUUUUAAAGUCAAAUCAAAGUUGCAAACGUUUGCACCCCCAUUCUAAAUAUAAUGAAUUAUUUUAGAGUAUUGAUAUCAUUAAAUUUUUGUGAUAACUUAACCAGUUAUUUACAUUUUUGGGCUUAGCACACCGGUGAAUAUGAUAUAAAAU